Messenger RNA from Owenia fusiformis, 1303 nucleotides. The record is from the annotation of a GenBank genome assembly. Lineage: Eukaryota; Metazoa; Annelida; Polychaeta; Sabellida; Oweniidae.
CCAGUCUCAGAGAAAACUCGAGCUAGUAAACAUGGAUAUCCCGAGAGUAGUUAAACCAAAUGAUGUUCUCUUGAAGAUUCCAUGCGCCGGAAUAUGUGGCUCGGAUAUACACUGUAUCAAAAAUAAGUGGCUUAUCAAAGAUAAUGUUGUCCUUGGUCAUGAGUUUGCUGGAACUGUAGUAGAUAUUGGACCUGAGGUGACGAAUGUUAAAGCUGGAGACCGUGUUACAGCAGCUGCAGGGACCCAUUGUCACCAUUGUCGAUUCUGUCAUCGCGGAAAGCCACAUUUAUGUCCGACAGGUGGGUCUGCAAAUUAUAAUGGACUUUUUAGGGAUGGAGCUUGGGCAGAUUAUUGUCUUGUAGAAAACUCGCAGUUGUUUAAGAUAUCGGAUGAUAUCACAUUUGAAGUUGGUGCUUUGAUGGAACCAAUGUCCUGUGUUCUACAUAGCUUUUCAAUUUACAGUCCUCUUCAGGACUCAGCGUCCAUUUUGAUCGCGGGCAGUGGCAUCAUUGGGUUAUUAAAAGCGUCUGUGUUACAUUACAAAGGAUUCCGUGACAUCACAAUAUGUGAGCCAAUGCAAGGCCGACGAGAUAUCGCUAAGAACUGCCAGCUUAGUGGGUUAAAAGUUGCAGACCCAAGUGAGAUUAUUGAGAAGUAUACAGAUAUCGAUACUUCCCUAGAUGGUUAUGACCUGAUUUUCGAUUCUACCGGUUCAUCCAAGGCAUUCGAGGACUAUUUUCCGCUUUUACGCAAAGGUGCCACCUAUAUGAUGUUUGGAAUUUGCCCACCAAAAGCAAAAUCUUCAAUUUCACCCUACGACUUGCUUAACAAAGAAGUGAAAAUUUUGAGUUCAAAUACAGAGUGUAAUACCCAUAUGGAUGCUGUAUCGUUGGCGGAAAACAUGGCAAGAGAUGGAAAACUUGAUUUGGAAAAAUUGGGUGUGAAAUCGUAUCCUUUGGAGAAAUAUGAAACAGCUCUGAAGGAUUUGACAAAUGCCACAAUCUCAAAAGCAAUGUUAACAGUAUAGUUAGGCCAUGCCCUGCCUGAUAAUCAGUGACCGUGCCAAUAAAUAAAUAAAUAAAUAAAUAAAUAAAUAGAUAAUACAGAGGGAAAUAAAAAUUAAGAAAUAACCUGUUGAUUAUUUAGAAAAUUUUGAAAGUUCAAAUCGACUGUACUCGUUGCAUACAGUACUAUCCUUAAUUUGAACAUGUUGAUUAAACAACCAACAUAUUUUCUGCAAGGCUUUCUACAAGGUAAUCACUAAAUAAAGUAAGGUGUGCUCUAACUAAUUUAAAAAUGGUAC